AGCCGGUACCCCCCAAACUGACAACUUUGUGGUGGUGGCUCUUCCCGGGGCUCAGCCUUGUGCCUUUAUUCGGGUGAUUUAACUCUUCCCAAGCCCCAGCUCCCACUUGCAAACUUGGCCUCUGACCAGCAGGCAGGGCAGGGGGAGCGGGAGGUUCUUGCUCUCAGCCGCAGUGGGGAACCUUGGGCGAGAGAAGGAGCAUCCCAGAAAGGGGGUCCUGACUCCAGGGACCUCGGCACCUGUGGCGGCAGCCCAGCCUCCUGCUGUGGCCCUGACAUCAGGCAAUGAGACUUUGACUUAACCGAGGAAGGCAGGAUCCGGUCUGGAGGCAGAAUCCUCAAGUUGUAGAGCUGACAUGGCCGAUAGCUCUUCCUUCUGGGAGGACAUCCAGAAGUACCACCCGAUCCUCCUAAAAUUCCCAAAUCCCUGGACACCAGCAGAUCACGAUGAGGACCUAGGGCAUCUGCCUGCUGACUAUACCCCUGGCCUGUAGUGACCAUGGCCCCCCGCAAGAGGAGUCGCCAUGGCCUGGGCUUCCUGUGCUGCUUUGGGGGCAGCGGCCUCCCUGAGAUCAACCUCCGGGACAACCACCCUCUGCAGUACAUGGAGUUCUCAAGUCCUAUCCCGAACCCAGAGGAGCUUAACGUCCGCUUUGCAGAGCUGGUGGAUGAAUUGGAUCUCACAGACAAAAACCGGGAGGCUGUGUUCGCACUGCCUCCGGAGAAGAAAUGGCAGAUCUACUGCAGCAAGAAGAAGGAACAGGAGGACCCCAACAAGCUGGCGACCAGCUGGCCUGACUAUUACAUCGACCGCAUCAACUCCAUGGCUGCGAUGCAGAGUCUGUACGCUUUUGAUGAGGAGGAGACAGAGAUGAGGAACCAAGUUGUGGAAGACCUGAAGACGGCUCUCCGGACACAGCCCAUGAGGUUUGUGACACGCUUCAUUGAACUGGAGGGUUUGACUUGUCUGCUGAAUUUCCUCCGGAGCAUGGAUCACGCUACUUGUGAAAGUCGCAUCCACACCUCCCUCAUCGGUUGCAUCAAGGCUCUGAUGAACAACUCCCAGGGGCGGGCACAUGUGCUGGCGCAGCCAGAGGCCAUCAGCACCAUUGCACAGAGCCUGCGCACAGAGAACAGCAAGACCAAGGUGGCCGUGCUGGAGAUCCUGGGUGCUGUGUGCUUGGUGCCCGGAGGCCACAAGAAGGUGCUUCAGGCCAUGCUACACUACCAGGUGUAUGCAGCUGAGCGGACACGCUUUCAGACACUGCUGAAUGAGCUAGACCGAAGUUUGGGCCGGUACCGGGAUGAAGUGAAUCUGAAAACAGCCAUCAUGUCCUUCAUCAAUGCUGUCCUCAAUGCUGGAGCUGGAGAGGAUAAUCUGGAGUUCCGCCUACAUCUACGGUACGAGUUCCUGAUGCUGGGAAUCCAGCCUGUGAUUGACAAACUCCGGCAGCACGAGAAUGCCAUCCUGGACAAGCAUUUAGACUUCUUCGAGAUGGUCCGGAAUGAGGAUGACUUGGAGCUAGCCAGGAGGUUUGACAUGGUCCACAUCGACACCAAGAGUGCUUCUCAAAUGUUCGAGCUGAUCCACAAGAAGCUAAAGCACACGGAGGCCUAUCCCUGCUUGCUGUCUGUCCUGCACCACUGCCUGCAGAUGCCCUACAAGCGGAAUGGUGGCUACUUCCAGCAGUGGCAGCUCCUGGACCGCAUCCUUCAGCAGAUCGUCCUCCAGGAUGAGAGGGGUGUGGACCCUGACCUGGCUCCCUUGGAGAACUUCAACGUCAAGAACAUCGUCAACAUGCUCAUCAAUGAGAAUGAAGUGAAACAGUGGCGAGAUCAGGCAGAAAAGUUCCGGAAAGAACACAUGGAGCUGGUGAGCAGGCUGGAGAGAAAGGAGCGAGAAUGUGAGACAAAGACAUUGGAGAAGGAAGAGAUGAUGCGGACACUGAACAAGAUGAAGGACAAACUGGCCCGAGAGUCCCAGGAGCUGCGCCAGGCUCGAGGACAAGUGGCAGAGCUGGUGGCCCAACUCAGUGAAAUCUCAACAGGACCUGUAUCUUCCCCACCACCCCCUGGGGGUCCACUUACCUUAUCUUCCUCGAUGACAACCAAUGACCUGCCUCCACCCCCGCCCCCUCUACCUUUCGCCUGCUGCCCCCCACCGCCACCACCACCUCUUCCACCUGGUGGGCCUCCCACUCCCCCUGGUGCCCCACCUUGCUUCAGCAUGGGCCUGCCUCUCCCUCCGGACCCCUGCCCCAGCAGUGAUAUCCCACUCAGGAAGAAGUGUGUCCCCCAGCCUUCUCAUCCACUGAAGUCCUUCAACUGGGUCAAGCUUAAUGAGGAACGUGUCCCUGGCACCGUAUGGAAUGAGGUUGAUGACAUGCGGGUAUUUCGGAUUCUGGAUCUAGAGGACUUUGAAAAAAUGUUUUCAGCUUAUCAGAGGCACCAGGAGCUGAUAACUAAUCCUCAGCAGAAAGAGCUGGGCUCCACAGAGGACAUCUACCUGGCCUCCCGCAAGGUCAAAGAGUUGUCGGUCAUUGACGGCCGGCGGGCACAGAACUGCAUCAUCCUUCUCUCUAAGCUGAAGCUUUCUAACGAAGAGAUCCGGCAGGCCAUCUUGAAGAUGGACGAGCAGGAGGACCUCGCAAAGGACAUGCUGGAGCAGCUCCUCAAGUUCAUCCCAGAGAAGAGUGACAUUGAUCUCCUCGAGGAGCACAAGCAUGAGAUUGAGCGGAUGGCCCGGGCUGACCGCUUCCUCUAUGAAAUGAGCAGGAUCGACCACUACCAGCAGCGACUACAGGCCCUGUUCUUCAAAAAGAAGUUCCAGGAGCGUCUGGCUGAGGCCAAACCCAAAGUGGAAGCCAUCCUGCUGGCCUCCCGGGAGCUGAUCCGCAGCAAGCGUCUAAUGCGGAUGCUAGAGGUCGUCCUGGCCAUUGGCAACUUCAUGAACAAAGGGCAGCGUGGGGGUGCCUAUGGGUUCCGGGUGGCCAGCCUCAACAAGAUUGCAGACACCAAGUCCAGCAUUGACAGGAACAUCUCUCUGCUCCAUUACCUGAUCAUGAUCCUGGAGAAGCACUUCCCGGACAUCCUGAACAUGCCCUCAGAGCUACAGCAUCUUCCAGAAGCCGCCAAAGUCAACCUGGCAGAGUUGGAGAAGGAGGUGGGUAACCUCAGGAGGGGCCUCAGAGCGGUUGAGGUGGAGCUAGAAUAUCAGAAGCGUCAGGCACGGGAACCAAAUGACAAGUUUGUCCCCGUCAUGAGUGACUUCAUCACAGUCUCCAGCUUUAGUUUCUCAGAGCUGGAAGACCAGCUCAAUGAGGCCAGGGACAAGUUCUCCAAGGCUCUGAUGCACUUUGGGGAGCAGGACAGCAAGAUGCAGCCGGACGAAUUCUUUGGAAUCUUUGACACCUUCCUGCAGGCCUUCUCGGAGGCCCGGCAGGACCUGGAGACCAUGCGGAGGAGGAAAGAGGAGGAGGAGCGGCGGGCGCGCAUGGAAGCCAUGCUGAAGGAGCAGAGGGAGCGGGAGCGGUGGCAGCGGCAGCGGAAGGUCCACGCGGGCAGCACGCUGGAGGAAGGAGGCGAGUUUGACGACCUGGUGUCCGCCCUGCGCUCGGGGGAAGUUUUUGACAAGGACUUAUGCAAGCUCAAGCGCAGCCGCAAGCGGUCGGGGAGCCAGGCCCCGGAAGUCACCCGGGAACGGGCGAUCAGCAGGCUAAAUUAUUGACCCGGGGGACUGGCCACCGCAGGAAGCGGGAGACAGGGACGGACCAAGGGGCUGAGGGCAUGCGGCCGUGAUCCUUAAACAAUUUGGUGCUCGGUUUGAACGAGCCCUGGGCUGGGUCCUGGGGUGGGGGCGGUGUGUGUGGCAGGACCAGGUGUCCCCGCACUUACCUGAAGGGGCUCCCCUCCUGUUCCAUUAUUCUUUCUGCAUCCCGGCCCCCAGGGUCCCUCUGAGGUGGACCUGGACAUCCCUGGCAGGCCGGCCUGAAGGAGCCUUGCCCCCCUGUCCCCCAGCAAGGGCACCCACGUGUUGGCACACAAGUGUUCUAGAUCUAGGCUGGACAGAUCCAUGGGCCUUGUCCAGAUGUCAUGUGAGGUAGGGAGUUAAUGGAUGGGGGGGUGCCCUGAGAGCCAGAGUGAGAGAAUGCAGGCCCCCAUUCCCCAAGGGGAGGCUUCAUGGAAUCUUGAUCUGGGGGGAAAACUUUCCUCUUGGAUGGAAAAGGAAGAGGCAUUAUGUAAUCUACCUAGGUAUGUUUCAGAAAAAGUGUGGGGAGUGUGAUGCAGGGACCAAGUCCUCAGGACACAGAGUAGCAGUGCCUGUUGCCUACAUCACAAGUCCUUUGGCCCCUCUCUUGCAUGUCUUAAGUCUCUCUCCCUUCCUUCCUACUGCAACCUUCAUCCUAUCUACUAAUCCUGAAUCUCAGAACCUUUGGGUUCCCAUGACUAUGGCUAUCAGACGCUUGAUGAAUCUGGUAAGGGAAGGGGUUCAAGAAAGAUCCCACUCAUCACCACGCCUCGUGCCUUGGGCAUAGGGACCCUGGAACAAAACUCUCCUCACACCUCCUCUGCACAACCCAACCAUUGUCUUGAAGUGAAGUGGGACCACACAUGGUGUUGGCUGGGAAUUCUGAUAGCCUCUCACUAGAGGGCAGCACUUGAACACCAAGCUCCACUCUAGUGCUCCCUGGUCUACCACUUAACUGUUCAUCAGAUCCCAAACUCUUUGUCUAAUGUCUGCCUCAGGGCAGAAGCCAUGGUGACCCCCCCCCCCCCGCCCCCACUCCUCUGACCUGUGAAAGACCACUCCAAACCAUGUAUAGCUGGCUAAGGCUGGCCCUGGGGUGUCUUGUUUCUGAGAAGGUCCGCAGGGCCAGAGCUGCCCUCUGCAUUUACCUGUGAGCUCCGAAGCAUUCAGACUGGGAGCCAGAGCAGGCAGAGGAAGCUAGGGAGAUGGGAUAUGGAGGAGAAAGGCCAACUUCUCUGGGGGUGUGCUGCCUGAACGAGCCAAGUUUGGAAGGCUGGGUACCAGAGAUGCUGGAUGGGACCAACCUCUCAAUUUAGUUCUUCAGCCUGACUUCAGAGGUCCAUACUGGUCCUCCCAUCCACUUCCGCCUUCCAUUCUGUCCAUCUUGAGCUGUCCUGGAGGUGGGGGGGCAAUUGCUGUGUCGAAACAAAACUUCUGACUUCUAAAAGAAGGGAGGAGAGAUCAGCCCCAUCAAGGCUUUUAUUUCCCAUACAUUUCUUCCUCCUAGAGUUGAGAGCCUCUGAGACCCUCCAUCAACCAGCUCCUUGCCUUUCUAUCUUCCUGCCCUUCCCUUUGUUCUCACCUUCCAACCUACUCCUCCAGCUCAGGGUUAUUGCCUGGUGGGCUAGGCCCACUCUUCAGCUGCUUAUCUGAGCUUUUCCCUACAUCAGAUUCCUGGGGCAGGGCCAGAGUAGCUGUCGGCAGGGGGAAGAAACAUAGGGUUGGUGAGCCCAGCAUGUGUGUUGGUUUGAGGGGAAGGGAUCUGAGCAAAUGCAAGCCUGGCCAGGACAGACCGGAAGAGGCCAUCCUGGAGUCCAGGUGAAGGCAAGAUGAAGGCUUCCAGGAAGAGCAGCUGCAGAGGGCUUUGCUAAACCCAUCUGUAUACCCGGCAGCCCCCCGCCACAAGCAGCUGGCCUUGGCAUGAGGGAAGGUUGUGGGCACAGUCUCUGAAGGUCCUCUCCCAAACUGGGCUGAGAUCAACCUACCCUGCAGGAACAGGGAACAAGGGAGGGCUCCACUUCUAUCCAACAGCAUGUCCACAUUGUGGCAUUCCCACUCACCAUGGAAGACUGGAUACACACCAGGAAAGACAAUACAGGAGCAGUUCAAGACAUUGGAGCCACAGAAAAGCACACUUUGGUUUAACUGUUUACAGAGGACACAUACCUUGUUCUAGGGCUCAGGCUUCUCACCCCAAAAGAAUUUUCCUUCUCUAUUUAUUAUUUUCUAGCUCUGGCCAGUAGAGUAGCCAGAUCUCCAACAGUGCCUUGGACCACAGACCAUCAUAGUUGACUCAGCAAGAAGGGGCUGGUGCCCCAUGGAGACGGUUGAGUUGGUCCUUGAUAUGCUCAACGUUUACGCCUAUUUGUUCCUUGGUCUUUCCCCAGUGUCCUUCUCACCCCUCCUGCCACCUUCAGGUACAUUUUUCCAGCUGUCUAACUUUGUGUCCAAUAUAAAAUUCAGUUAACCGAAUGCAACCUGUCCCCUUCUCAGCAGUAGCACCGGCUCUUCCUCCCCGGUGAGGGAGGUCAGGUGUGCUUAGGGCAGCAGGAGGAAAAAAUUCUCCAGGUGGAUGGGAAAGGGUCUGGUCCAGGCUCUCCCCACCCCCAUCCCAUUUUUACCAACUGGGGCGCCAUGACUGUUCCUCCAGCCUCUACCAGGGAUGCCUCCAAGCCAUGGCUGCUUUCACCAAGCCGUCUCAGACGACGAGCGAGGCUAAUGUACAAAAUCAGCAUCCUUUUUACCUGCACCAUUUUUAUAAGAAUAUAUUGUAAUACUAAAAAAUAUUAAAUCCAUACCAUCCCCA
Felis catus (domestic cat) is the source of this 6553-nucleotide messenger RNA. RefSeq names its product dishevelled associated activator of morphogenesis 2 (gene DAAM2). NCBI's taxonomy places the organism in Eukaryota, Metazoa, Chordata, Mammalia, Carnivora, Felidae. The transcript is spliced from 27 exons. Bases 499 to 3726 code for a protein of 1075 amino acids. Gene Ontology annotation, molecular function: actin binding; small GTPase binding. The record is from RefSeq and is a predicted model, not a curated record. Gene Ontology annotation, biological process: regulation of non-canonical Wnt signaling pathway; actin cytoskeleton organization; positive regulation of canonical Wnt signaling pathway.